AUGGCGAUACCAACCACCGCCGGCGCCGCCGCUGCUACCACUACCACCUUGGAUGACAAGUUCCAGAAUCUGGACGAUGAGGCCGUGUACGCUCACGUCAAAGCCGAGGCUGCCAACGACAAGGCUCUCAACUUUGUCGUUGAGUUUAAUCAUCAUGAAGCCUUGAUCGCUUUCAAUCUAACCUCUGAUGAUUUUAGUCAACUUGUUACCAGAGAGCGCAAAGAGGGGAUGCGCAUCGGCGUCCAGUACAAGUUCUCUAAAAGACUGCUCGCCAUAAUGACGGCUCUGGCCUUGUCGUCUCUCAAGGAGGCUAAUACGACCCCGAUGGCGUUACCACGAGGAGGAGGAGAAGGAGGAGGAGAUGUUGAGAAAGGGUCGUCGUCCGAUGGCCUUGGACCUCCACCGCCGGGACAGACGCAGGCGCAAGUGCUGGAGGAGCUUGAGAUCUAUCAACUUGUGAAGGAAACGGUCAACUACACUUCCAUUGAUCAAGGGAAGCACUGUGAUCUACUGCCGCCCAGACACUGGUCAUGGCUUGCCCUCUGCUCCGACUCCGUCGUGGUGUCUUUCCACGAGACGCCAUCAUCCGAAGACGAGAAAGAACUUGUCAACAUGAGAUCCAACACAACCAGCGUAUUGUGUCAACUCUCCAAGCACGGCGUAGAAGAUUUCGAACGAAGGCUUCUCUCGCUGAAACCGGUCCGGCAAGCCAUGUCUCGCUCGGAACUCGACGGCAACGCUGCCCGCGAGGGCUCGAGCAAUCUCUUCUAUUAUCUCUUCGAGGACUAUUCGUCGGCUCUGCCCGUUUUAAAAACUUCCAAGAAUGAGCUGGGUCGAUUGGUAAGUAACGAGGACAGACUUCUCAGCAACCAUGAGCUUUCAACCAAGGAUGGAAUAUCUGCUGAUACCAUUGAAUGCCAGUUACCUAGCAGUAUCUUCGAUGAGGUGAACAUCUCAUUGUCAGCAAGAAGUCGCUUCGAGCGCCUUGGAGACAGACUUCAACUGUUGAUGCUCAACACAAUCCAGGAGUACCUGGACGAGCAGAAUGCGCUUUCAAACACGUAUUUCAACCUAACGGCCCAAAGGGACUCGCAAGCAACUGCCCGCCUGAGCAGGAGCGCUACCGUAUUAGCCAAGCUGAGCGUCUUUUUCCUCCCCAUAACUUUCAUGACCAGCUAUUUCUCCGUAGAGAUACCCGAUCUGGUGGAACACUACACACCCAAGAUGUACUGGGUCUGUUUUGCUGUGAUUGCCGGAAUUUCCUUUAUUAGCCUCUUCUUCUUCAGUCGCAUGAUUGAAGUCCUCAGCGACGUCCUCGAGGCUUGGGCCCACACCAAAAUACAAAACAUCCGGCGCUCUGUUGGACUCAGUGUACAGGACGAUAGAGAAGAGCACUAA
Messenger RNA from Colletotrichum godetiae, 1398 nucleotides. RefSeq lists its product as uncharacterized. The transcript is spliced from 6 exons. Gene Ontology annotation, biological process: metal ion transport; transmembrane transport. Gene Ontology annotation, molecular function: cobalt ion binding; cobalt ion transmembrane transporter activity; magnesium ion transmembrane transporter activity. The coding region runs from base 1 to 1398 and encodes 465 amino acids. The record is from RefSeq and is a predicted model, not a curated record. Lineage: Eukaryota; Fungi; Ascomycota; Sordariomycetes; Glomerellales; Glomerellaceae. Gene Ontology annotation, cellular component: plasma membrane.